ACAGUCGAAUGAUAUUUUACCUUCAGAUGGUUGUGAAGAACCAGAAAAAGCGGCCUGCCCAGUCUUCUCAGGGUCCCUCAAAAAAGCGCAAAGUUGCUGCGACUCGAGACAAACCUGCAAAGAAGGCCAAGGGAAAGGGCAAGGAAAAGGCGAUUGACAAGAGUUUCAUCCCGAUACCCUCUACGCACGAUGACGAUGAAGUCAACCUCUCUGAUCAAGAUCUAGAGUUCUUCGAAGAGUUUAGCGGCGGGGCUCGUUUCCUUACCAGUUUGGAUGAGAAGGGCAUCGCGAAGAGCAAGAAAGAAAUUACGCGACUGCACCAAUUGCGUAAACCCGUUCGUGCUCAGAUCAAGGAUGAUUUGCCGUCCAUACACUCAGACGAUGAAGACUUGGAGGAGGAGGAUUGGAGCUCAGGUAUCGGUAUUGAGGACGACGACUUGUCGAUACCAAGCCCUGAAGAAGAGCAUGAUGGCGCCUCUACUUCGUCUUCAAGCCAGGUCGAUCGUCAAAAAGGCGGCGAGUCAGAUUCAGACGUGGAGAUGCCCUAUGAAUCCAUUCCCCGAAAACGAAGACCGGAAUGGGAAUCUGAGUCUGACAAGGAUGCAGGUAUCGAUCGUUUGCCUAUAAAACUUGCCAAUGGACGAGUAGAGAAAGCCAACGGCAAAGUGUAUCUUCCCAAGAAAGAGAAGGUCGAAGAAAGCGAGGACGAAUACUCAGAGGAGGAGCAAGAACAAUUUCCACAGCCCGGGGUAGAAGAUGUUUCUACUGGCGCUCGGUUUGGUCGUCCUGCAGUGGUCGACGUCAUAGGCCUGAAGUCUCGCAAGGCUAGAGUACAACUUGCCAAAGAACAAAUUGCCGGCAUAUGUCAAGAAAUCGUCGCCGAUCCUGAGAAUAGUCUUGGUCUUCUUCGUCGCCUCAACACAUUCUCCCUUUCCGAAAUUUCAACUCCAUCUCGUCCCGAACCGCUUCCGAACGACCCUGUGAUCCGUAAACUCACCUUCCUUUCGCAAUUAGCUGUGUUCAAAGAUAUUAUCCCUGGCUAUCGCAUUCGUGCCCUAACCGACAAGGAGAAGGCCGAGAAGGUCAGUCAAAUGGUUCAACGAACUCGUGACUGGGAACAGGGUCUCGUUGGGGCCUACCAAGCUUAUUUGCGGACGCUAGAUGCUGAGAUAAAAGCUAAGAGCGAAUUGGCCGAGGUCGCACUCAAGUGCAUGUGCACUCUGCUUUCUGAUGUGACGCACUUCAACUUCCGCGUCAACCUGAUGAGCACCAUCGUGGCUUUUCUGAGUCGAAAAUCCUGGGACAAAAACUCCGACCUCUGCCUCAACACGAUCAUCAAAGUCUUCCGCGCUGACUUGACAGGCGUCCCUUCAUUAGAAGUUGUUCGUCUUCUGAACCGCAUGAUCAAGGAAAGAAGGUUCAGCGUUCACCCUGAAGUCCUUUCCUGCCUGCUCCACCUACGAUUAAAGAGUGAGCUAGGGGUUCGUUCAUCUGAUUCGAGGGCCGACAGGCCCGAAGAGCAAAAUGGUAAAAAAUACGCGAAGGGGCGGGCGGCGGGGCGCAGGGCGAAGGGCAAAGCUACGGACCAACCGCAUUUGAGCAAGAAAGCCAAGAAAGCCCUGAAAGAACGGCAAGAAAUCCAGAAAGAGAUGAGAGAGGCUGCUGCGGAAGUCGAUAAGGAAGAACGAGAAUCAAACCAUACCGAGACCUUGAAGCUCUUGUUUGUCCUCUACUUCCGGAUCUUGAAGAAUCCUCAUCCGACACCCUUGCUACCGGCAGCCCUGCUGGGUAUCUCCAAAUUCGCACAUCUAGUCAACAUCGAUUUCUUCAAAGACCUAAUGAAGGUCCUUAAAGAACUGAUGCAUCGUCGAUCCGAUAACGAAGAGGGGUCGAAUCCUCCAGGUCAUGUUCCGCGUGGGAUUAAGGAGGUUCAACACCAACUGUUAUGCAUUAUGACCGCAUUUGAGCUUCUCUCAGGCCAAGGCGAAGCCUUGGAUAUCGAUCUGGGCGAUUUUAUCAACGGAUUGUACGCCAUGAUCCCAUCCCUAAGUUUAAUGCCCCACAUCGAAACAUCCCCGUCGACUGAAUUCAAAUCUGACAUACGCGUUUCAAAACCGCUUUCCACUUCGGAGAUGCUCUUCCGAGCGUUACAACUCGCAUUUUCGCCCCGAGCUUCCGUAGCAGCUUCUCCGCCAUGGCGCUCUGCUGCUUUUGCGAAGCGUCUGCUCACAGCAUCCCUCCACUGGCCACCAACAACCAUCCUGCGCGGCUUAGAAUUCGUCGGAGGGUUAUUAGAACGUGAUUCCAAACUGGAGGCGCUCUUGUCCACUGACGACCGGAGCGUAAAUGGCGUCUACCGUCCGGAUCUCGAUGACCCGCAGUUGUGCAAUCCCUUUGGGACCUCCUUCUGGGAACUUCAUCUCCUGUCGCAGAAACACUGGGAUUCUAGCGUCCGAGUGGCUGCAAAGAAGCUACUAGAUUUCACCCCUGCGUCAUAGCUAUAGCGUUUUGAUAGGAGCUCAUGGCACACGAGCCAAGGAUGGGCUGCUGCUCUGUUUAUAUGUACGAAUCGAUAAGUUACUAUUUUACGGAUAAAACAUUGAGGUAUGUACAUGACGACGAAGAGGGGCGUUGUGCCCUUGGGAAUAUAGCGGCUACAGUGGUUUCCGGAGGUAAGAUUUUGGGGGAGGUGGCUAGCACUACAAUGGGGAUGUGGAUGAUGGUGAUACAAAGCAAAAAGUCCUAUUCUUCAUGCUGCUCGUUUCAAGUCGUAGUAAGUUCAUGCUAUGCGGGGUUUACAUAGUGGUAAAAUAAGUGAUGUCCCUCUAGUCUGAGCGAAUAAUGAAAAAUGACGAAGGCCGCCAAUAU
Molecule: messenger RNA, 2868 nt
Organism: Somion occarium
Lineage: Eukaryota; Fungi; Basidiomycota; Agaricomycetes; Polyporales; Cerrenaceae
Source: the annotation of a GenBank genome assembly